This is a messenger RNA of Orussus abietinus, 4049 nucleotides long. RefSeq lists its product as uncharacterized. The coding region runs from base 1154 to 3652 and encodes 832 amino acids. The record is from RefSeq and is a predicted model, not a curated record. NCBI's taxonomy places the organism in Eukaryota, Metazoa, Arthropoda, Insecta, Hymenoptera, Orussidae. The transcript is spliced from 5 exons.
CCAACCGCGUCCAACCAGAGAGGUCGAACCGCAUCGGACCAACGCAUCGCAUCGGUGUGUGGCGGAAUUCGCGCAAAGAUGUGCGAUGUUGUUCCAGGUUAGGAAUCCCUCGGAAGGGGCCGUCGAGCGGACGAAAGGCACGACGAAAGACAACCCAGUUUGCGAUCAACGGUGAUCGGGAAGGAAAUACGGUGCGCGGGGCGAUGUAACACGAUGCGUACGUGAGCGUGGGGAACUCGAGUAGAACGGGCGAGUGUGGUGUGACACGGACUGUGCCAGACCUCGAGCAACAAGUGGUUGCUCGUCUAUUGGUGCCAGCCACCCGCGGGGUUAAAUACCAUUAAAUUCGACGUAUCCUGGCCGACGCGCGGAGCCGAAGAACAAAGUGGCGGGGAGACGGCGCGGACGUCGAUCGAGGAUAAUAUUCGAUACGUGCAUGUAUGUCCCAUUGUACGUGCAGUGCGUACGUAUGUACGUGCAUUACACGAGUCCGACUCCGUUACGUAGGUCUACGUCGUCCCUCGUCUUCGCGAUCUCGGAGAUGUGAACGAGAGCGAGGGGGACGCGGCGCGCGAAAAGGAAACGAAUAAAGACGACACUGGACGACAGGGUGAAUCACGCGGUGGUGGAGGUGGCGGAGAAGGUGGAGGCGUGGAUCGGAGAAGCGCGACAUGUCGAUGUAUGUCAGUUUGCUUCGAGACUUCGCAGGAGCGGCGAGGCCCUCCUGAAACGAGCCAACCGGUGAUCGCCGUAUGGACUCGAUGAGGAAGAUUCUAUGUGCUUUGCAUGACAUAUGGAGUCAAAGGCGAAGAAUUGAAAAGGAAGGAGAGAAAAGCGUUGGAACCUGCUAUGAAGUACAUAUAUGUAUGUAAUUAUUGUAUGUCUAUAUGCAAAUUUGAAUUGCAUGAAUCCCACUGCACCGCAUAAGUUGUCACGUGUCUUAGCGGUAAUGGGUACAUAAAUGAGGACGAGAAGAAAAUUGAUAUAUGAUAACGAAUUGAAUUAUAUGACAAAGGCUACAGAAAAAGUAAACGAGUUGAUAAACCCGACAUGUUGGUAUGUGUCGUUUUAAUGCAGAAUUAUACCAAAGUGGAAAGACUAUCGUACAGAAAGUGAAGCGGAAAUUCUGCUCCAUGGAAUUGACGAGCCAGCAAUGGAUUUAGAUAAUUUACAGCAAGAGACAAAGAUGGAUAUGGAAGAUACCGAUGUAACAGGAAAAGCAUGGUAUACCAAACUCUUUGAGUAUGUCAGGAAUCAUAAUCGAAUUGAUCCUGGGAGGCUUGAGCUACCUGAUUGCGAUUUCUUCAAUGUUGCACCCAGACGAACAUUGAGAAUACUGAAACCACCUAUUAAAAAUGGUGAAUAUUACGAAGGGUCUAAUGAAAGGCCAGAUUCGGUAAAUGGUAAUUUUUUCUCACGCUGGUCCAAGAGACCUCAUCCCUCUGGAAACUGUAGGUGUUCUUUUCGUCGUUCCAAUCGAUUUAGUACAACGGAGGAGCAGCUUUUAUCAGCUGAAUUGAACCACAUCAGAAAUAGCCUAUCUGAGGCAGAAAUGAACGGAGAAAACAUCGAACAACUUGAGAAGACAGUAUCCGUAAAUCUUGAAGGUCUAAUUCCACCUGUUCCUGAGGAAAAUGACAAAAUAACGGAGAAAAAAUUAACAGACAUCACAGAAUUCACACCCGGAACUAAUUAUCAAAAUAUUGAUGAAGUUGCGAUUAAAAGUAAAAUUGUAAAGGAUCUAGAGAAAUUUAUUGAAGAGCUACUGGAGGAAAUAGUGGAUGAUACGUUAAAAUACAUAUCGGAAUCUAAGGAUGUGAUUAAUAGAGUGGAAAACUGUUCAACCGGUGUGUGUACGGAUCCCAAACAUUUAAGUAACUGUGUGUCCUUUGAAAACGAUUCCGUAAAACUUUCAAAGAUUACCGAUGAAAAACAAUUUGCUAAUAGUUCGUGUACAGCUAGUACUCCUUUUAAUAAAAUCAAUUUUGCUUUCCACAAUGACAUUAAUAGAGUUAACAAUGAAGAAGUGGAUUAUACAGAUGGAUAUGUGAAUCACGCAUUUCUGGGAUCCUCUAAUGAUCCUGAUACAUUGGAAUUUUACUUGCAUAAACCUGUUAAUAGUUGCAUGGCUUUGGAACAUCUUGAUUGUAUCGACUCUGGUAUUAACAGUGUAGAGACUAUAGAAUUUCAACCAGAGCAAGAACCUAGUUUGGAGGAAUCAUUAAUGGAGAUUAUUGACGCAAAACUUGGACGUAGUCCAUUACGAAAAAGUUGGGAGGAUUUACGAGAUCAACAGGAUAAAGAUAAAACCAUUAAAGAAAGUAUUUGUGAAGAUUCAUCUCAACUAGAAAAUCACGAAAGCCCAUGUAAUUCAGAAUCUCAAUUAGAUUCAGAAGUAAAGGUUCAUGAAACUUUGAAAGAUGAAAGAGAUCUCGAAGAGGAAAUAAAUACCUUUAAAAAACAUGAAACUGUUACCAUGCAAAAUGACAAUCAAAAUGCUCUCACAACUAAAAUUGUUGAUUGGGAGAAAAACACUCUUGAAUCCGUAACAGAAGAUGAUUCGAAAAAACUUAACGAAGUGACCACGGAUCCCAAUUUUGAUCAAUUACGAUUGGAGUUUAAUGGGAGCUCGACAUCUUUAGAGAAUAUUCCACCGCGGAAGAAAAAGGGGAUGCAUGUCUUUUGUAGAAAACUAUCAACAAGCCUUUGCACCUCUAACAACGAUGAAGAUAAAGAUAAAAGAAUUAAUGUGGGGCCUACUAAACGUAACGAUAGUUCAAGGAUUCGACCGGUAGAACUUGAAGAUUAUCGAAAAAAAUGGUCAAGUCCCAAAAAGAUUCCUGACUCUACAUUGGAAAACAACCUAAGAGACUCUGUAAAAUUGAGAAAAAACAAGAAACCUAUUAUUGUAUUUCUCCAUGGCUUUGGUGCCUCCGCGGAUGUUUUUGCACAUCAGUUGGAAUACUUUUCCAAGUUGGGUUAUCCUUGUCUGGCUCCAGACAUGCUAGGUCAUGGAAUGAGCUCAGCGCCAAAUCGUUCAAGAGACUACCACUUUGAGAAACUACUCAAAGAUUUGGAUACGAUUCUCCAUCAUUAUGCUUUCAAGCCAGGACACAAGUGCGUCCUAGUGGCGCAUAACUAUGGAUGCAGCUUUGCGACAGCACUGGCGUGUAAAUACGAUACCAACAUCCACCGGUUAGUUUUGAUAUCUGGUGGUGGUCCAACACCUUUGGCACCUCCAAGUACAGAAAGUACUGGCCAUUGUUGUCUAAGAGCAGCGUUUGCGCCUUUACUUAUGUGCGGACUUCAUCGAGACAUUUUAUAUGCAGCGAGAGGUCGUCAGCAUCCUUACUGUGGGCCCGAAUCCCCUGAACAGUGGCCAUCGCACAUGAAGUAUAUUUUGGAAGGAAUGGUCUGGCCGGAAGGCGACUACGUUUUCCAUAGAAGGAUAUGUACGCCGACGCUCCUUGUACACGGACUGCGAGACAAUAAGGUGUCUCUCGUACAGGAAUGUCAAAUGGAACGAACUAUGGUAAAGGCAUUUCUAGAAGCUAUUCCUGCAGCUGGUCACUGCCCGAUGACGGACUGUCCCGAGCAGCUUAAUCAUAUGAUCCACUGUUUCAUAGAUUUAUGGAAACAUAAAAAGUGGUAGCCUCAAGACAAGCCCUAGAAGAUUCGAAAAAUUAAUCAUGAAGCAACGCAUGUAGAGCACUUGAUUGUAUAAUAAGUUAAUUAUAUACGAUACAACGACCACUAAUUCGUACGUGGUCCGCUAGGGAAAAGAAGUUAAAAUUUACAGAAUCUGUGUGGAACGAUGAACGUGCCAAAAGUUGUUUGAUGUUGCCGAGAAUUCAUUGCUAUCUUUGGCAAUAGUACAUGUAUUUUGCUCCCCGAGCAACGAAUACGUUCAACUUUUUUGUUGACUAGAGGCUACCAGAUUUUGUACGUUGAAAGUUGUACCAAAGAUGAUUUAUACAGUGUUACUUUAUACGUUUUACGGCAGCGGAGCAUAACUUAUUCGUUUACAAUAAAAUCGUGUUUUAGACAAA